CGAGAAUAUCGCAGAUCAAGGGCAGCAAUGCAACGAUUAGGGGCUGAUUCUGAUACAAUGUCAUCUUAUCAAGCCCUAAAGGCUGAGGACCUUACAGUAAGCAAAGAAGUCACUGAGGAAAAUAGGCAUGGUCAGGGUUCUGAUAGGCUAGCUUGGUUUUGGAGAAUCAACAGUGCAGAGGACAGCCAGAAGAGCGAGUGGAUGAAUGAAUUUUAUCGAGUCAAUUGGUUGAAAGCAAAAGCACGAUAUGACCGUUGGAGUGAAGAGCUGAAGUUGGUACAGCAUGAAAUGUGUUGGACAGUAUGGUGGUUUCAGAAGCAGGAGUCGGAGUGGAGAGCAAGGGCAGAUGAAAGCAUCAAGAAUGGGCAUAGGGCAUAUGCUGAAAAGCAGGCUUCCAUGUGGGCUGAGUUUGCAGCUGAGGGCAUGAAGAGUUUUCAAGGAAAAUGGAGCAUGACAAGUUGA
Messenger RNA from Suillus fuscotomentosus, 462 nucleotides. RefSeq lists its product as uncharacterized. The transcript is spliced from 2 exons. NCBI's taxonomy places the organism in Eukaryota, Fungi, Basidiomycota, Agaricomycetes, Boletales, Suillaceae. The record is from RefSeq and is a predicted model, not a curated record. The annotation marks the transcript as partial.